This is a messenger RNA of Pollicipes pollicipes, 1921 nucleotides long. RefSeq names its product protein quiver. The transcript is spliced from 4 exons. Gene Ontology annotation, biological process: positive regulation of voltage-gated potassium channel activity; regulation of synaptic transmission, cholinergic; sleep. The record is from RefSeq and is a predicted model, not a curated record. NCBI's taxonomy places the organism in Eukaryota, Metazoa, Arthropoda, Thecostraca, Pollicipedomorpha, Pollicipedidae. The coding region runs from base 37 to 468 and encodes 143 amino acids.
CGUUGGGAAGUGGCACCCGCUGGAAGUGCAGCCGCGAUGAAUUUCCUCUAUGAGAUCAGUGUGCUGCUUCUGCUGUGCGCUGUGGGAGGCCUGGCGAUCCGGUGUUUCGAGUGUAACUCUUGGUACGACCGCUGGUGCGCAGAUCCGUUUAAGCGGAAGGAAGUGGGCUCGGUCGACUGCGAAGACAAAAUCACAGGCGCGCACCUCGACGGUCUGAACAGCACCAUCUGCCGCAAGAUUGUCCACCAUGUGGGCAAUCACCACCGGAUCGUACGCUCCUGUGGCUGGGUUGACGAUCGGGAGGUCAUGGCUGGCAGGGACUGCAUGAAGAAGGCCGGCACGUACCAGGUGGCGGUCUACUACUGCUCCUGCUACGAAGAUCUCUGCAACUCAGCCAGCGACCACAAGAUGUCACUGCUGCUGCUGCUCAGCGCCGGCGCCAGCUGGCUGCACUAUCUCCGAGCGUAAUACAACGGCGCUGCCUAUACCCAAUAGACAAUUGUGGUGUGCUGCGUGGGGGAGCGAAGCCGAUGGUACCUUGUAGGGACACUCAGAGAGUGUAGGGCAGCGGCUUGAUGGCAAGUCAGUGCCGCAGAAACACACUGCCUGGAGCGACCUGGCAUCGAACCAAUGCACGAGCGCCUGCUUGGAUGAAGAGUUCCGUGGAGAUUCUGGAGAGGUGACGGUUCUGUGAGCUGCAGCCAAACUCGGCGAGAAUGUGAUCCCGAGCCCCUCGCACGCAUUGUUUAAGUCUUUUCUUGCUUCGAAGUGCCCCCACCCCCGCCGCGGCCGCCAUGUUCGGUUUCUCAGCCUGGUCUGCGCCGCGAUAACAGUGUCACGCACUCCCCGGGUUUGUCAGCGCCGGCCAGGGUGUGUGGUACGUGUUGUUGGAUUUCAACGCGGGUCAAAAGCUUAAGAGAGAAGGCACAUCGAGGAGUUGGGACGUGCCGUUUGGCAUGCAACGCCGGCGAGGGCGAUACCGGAUUCCGCUGAGUUUAGAUCACACGUCCGUCCCCCCGCACGCCUAGCACUGCCGACCCUGGCUAGCUGGCUUCCAACUGCCGGGACCAUGUGGUGGGCCCCACACGGCUGGUGUCCGCUCGACGCUCGGCCAGCUCGCUGCCGGCGGGGCCGCUGAGUGAGCAGUGCGCAUCGCUGGGCAUUCCGCCUUUGAGGCGCAGCUGGGCACUCGCGCGCAUCGCUGGGCAUUCUGCCUUUGAGGCGCAGCUGGGCACUCGCGCGCAUCGCUGGGCAUUCCGUCUCAAACUGCCUCAGCGGAGAGCCUCAGGUUCUCGCCGUUCAAAGGUCACACAAGUUAGCGCGCCCGUGGGGAUUUGAGGAAGAGCUCGGUUGAAAGUCGUCAGACGUGGGGAGCGUCGUGGGCAAGGCUAGACCAACACAAACAUGACAAGGGUUACAUAAGUCGCGAUACUCAUAGAGGCUAAGUAUCAGCGUGCCGACCAAGUACAGUGGGCAGGAUUUAGGGCUGGGUUUAAUCGCCUAGCUUAUGCUAGAUCCUCAGAUACGCGUAUGCUUUAGCUGAUCUCAUUCCUGGCGAUGUCUGAAGUGUCUAAGUGAGGUUUGUUGCGGUCAUAGCUGUAGGCGUCGACGCUGACUUAAAUGCUGGUUCCCAGCGCCAACACCGCAGGACCAAACGCCGAUUGUCCCAGGCGCCGCCACCCGCCAGCUAUGGCCCUUGUUAUCUUUUGAGCUGCCUUGUAUUUGUCAUCCGUUGCGUCGGAGCGACCCUGCAUUACUGGCAUGUAUUGUGGCGUGCAUGAUAACUGGGUCGGACGAAUGGCAGGAGUAGCUCAACCCGUCAUGUGGCGAGCAGUUCCGUUAGAUCGACGGUGGCCGCCGGCGGAAGCAAGGCUCCACCGCCGCCCGGCGGCCUCCGGAGCGGCCGGGCGGGGAAGCAAGG